This is a messenger RNA of Bombyx mori (domestic silkworm), 192 nucleotides long. Its product is annotated as cecropin-like. Lineage: Eukaryota; Metazoa; Arthropoda; Insecta; Lepidoptera; Bombycidae. The record is from RefSeq and is a predicted model, not a curated record. Gene Ontology annotation, cellular component: extracellular region. The transcript has 2 exons. Bases 1 to 192 code for a protein of 63 amino acids. Gene Ontology annotation, biological process: antibacterial humoral response.
AUGAACUUUGUAAAGAUCCUGUGCGUCGUCUUAGCGCUCAUGCUGGCUUUGAGCAUGGCGAGUGCCGCGCUUGAACCCAAACGGAAGGUCUUCAAAAUAAUUGAGAAGAUUGGUCGCAAUGUCCGCGGUGGAGUCAUUACGGCAGGACCAGCCGUGGUGGUCGUUGGACAAGCGGCAUCCGUCGGAAUGUGA